Platichthys flesus (European flounder) is the source of this 1470-nucleotide messenger RNA. It is a transcript of the gene pvalb5, whose product is annotated as parvalbumin 5. The record is from RefSeq and is a predicted model, not a curated record. Gene Ontology annotation, cellular component: nucleus; cytoplasm. Bases 901 to 1227 code for a protein of 108 amino acids. Gene Ontology annotation, molecular function: calcium ion binding. The transcript has 5 exons. NCBI's taxonomy places the organism in Eukaryota, Metazoa, Chordata, Actinopteri, Pleuronectiformes, Pleuronectidae.
UAACUAGCAUGCAUUACUUAAGUGUUAUGAUUAUAAUACAUCAGUGUUAGGGAUAUAUAUAUAAAAAUGUAGAAAAUAUGAAUGGAAUAAAAACUAUAAAGCAGGACAAAUUAGUACAGUGAGAGAAUAUGUACAGUGAAGGGAUUGCUCAUGAACCAUUGUAUUGCACAGACAGAACGAAUAUAGCACAGUGAAUAUUGCAGAGUUAAGAGAGUUAAAGUGCAGUCCAUAACAUAUAACAUUCAAUAACUGCAAUCGGUUGUUAAGACGUUGCAAUGGUUAUAAUUCUCAUAUAAUAUCAUAUCAUAUAUAGUUUACAUAUACAGUUGCAUAUUCAUGUGUCACAUAUUUUUUAAAUUGACUGGAUACAAUUAAUUCUAAAAGUUAGAACAGUAGUGAUAACUAUGACAGUCAUCUUAUCUGUUAAUGGAUAUUCUAUAACCUGAGCAUGCUACUAUUAUUACUUACCAAUACGAAUAAUAACAAUUAAGAUUUGAAUAUGAAUAACAUCGUGGAUUAUGAGUAGUGGUGGUUUCUGUUGUAGCAGUAAAACAUAAGUGGUGGGAUAAAUAUCACACUCAAAAUUUACAUGGAUAAAAGUGCAUUUAUUUUUGAUUAUCAGUUUUAAUUUCUAUUAUGAUUCUUUUAUGCCUGCGAGUGUGAACAACAGUAUGAGUAAGAAAAUUAUCUGCUCUGAUUAACUGAUGAUGAAGGAGGAGCCGGAGGAGGAGGCAUCCUGUGUUGUGUGGGGGGAAUCUCACUGGGUUUGAGGACAGAUACGUCAGGUUGCUUCUUGUUCUCUGGAUCACGAAGCUGCAAGAGGCACAAAGCAAACAAGGCAGAGAUCGUAGACUCAGAGCGUGGAACCCUCAUCCAAAAACACAGCACUCACAGAGGACCAUGGCAUUUGCAGGGAUGCUGAGCGAGGAGGACAUCAGGGCUGCGGUCCAGGCUUGUCAAGCUCCAGGCACGUUCAACUUCAAGUCCUUCUUUGCCCAAGUGGGACUCGCCGGCUCAUCUGAGGCAGAUGGAAAGAAAGUGUUUACGGUCCUCGACCAGGACAUGAGCGGAUACAUUGAAGAAGAGGAGCUCAAACUGUUCCUUCAGAAUUUCUCCCCAGAGGCAAGGGAGCUGACUGUGGCGGAGACAAAGUCCCUCAUGUCUGCAGGAGAUAAGGACGACGAUGGAAAGAUUGGGAUGGAAGAGUUCUGUGACCUCCUGAAAUAAAGAAAAUGAACACACGUGACAACAGAUGUCUUUCAAAAUGGAAAAUCCCUACUUUCCAGAUGGUUUGUGGCGAAGAACCUCAGAUAUUCUGUCCCUGCCUGCUGCUCUCCUCGUUGAUGUGUGUGUAUAAGAUGUGUGGUGGACAGACGGCGAAAGCUGGAUAUUAAUUGUGUGUGUGUGUGUGUGUAUUUGGUGGAUCAGGUACCUGGAAUGAAUUAAUAAAUUUAUUUAUUAGAUGUGAAA